GUGGUUUUCCAUAAUAUUUUUUCCAAAACCUGAACCCAAAACGUGGGAAAGAAAGCCUACUAUGGGAAAAAGUUAACUAUAUAGUUGUCUUCCUCCCGGCGGGAUAUACAUGUAGCAAGUUUUUCGGGGAAGCUACUAUGAGGGAAAAGCGGCUAUCAAACACUGGGAUACUGUAACAGUUAUACUUUAAAGCGUUAUAACCCUCCGCAGAAUAUAAUCACCAGCAGUUGACUGUAGCCAUACAAAGACUGAAGCAGAAGGCUGUAAAUAAUGACACGUCAACAACAGUCAAUUUCUGCAGGGUCUGCAUCCGGAUGUUUAAAUGGCACACUGCAAACAUUUUAGUAGAGAGUGAAAGCUAAAUGGAAUAGAUCGUGGAUUUAGAUGUAGGAAUCUUCACUGACCUGAUCUGUAAGUGUAAUUCCGAGUCAAUGGAUCCUUGUGGAUUGUGGUAAGCUAUCGGACCCACUGCUGGAGUCCUACUAUUCAUGGCGAAAAAAAGGAAAACUCGCAAGAAGAAAGCUUGCUGUAAUGAUUUUUUCGUUGUAUUUGUUUUCCUUCUCUCUAUGGCUUUUCUCAGUGUUGUGUGUUACUUCAAGACUAUUUCAUUUAUACAAUCCAAAACGCGUUACUACCAGUUGGACAAGCCUCCGUUAACGAAGGAUGAAAUCCUCAAACAGUAUGAUUUCACUCAGUCUCACACCUUCCACCCCGUAAUACAUUACAUCCUCCAUCCAAAGCCUCUUUGUGAACACUUUGACCUUGAUUCCACUCCUAGUCGUGUGUUGAUCUGUGUGAAAUCGUUGCCUGGGAAUUUCCACCUGCGGGAGUGGGUAAGGUGGAACAUUAAAUCAAAUAGGGAAUUUAGCGGAAAUUUUACGCUUGUUUUUCUUAUUGGUCAGCCUUUAAACUCUUCUACGAAUGAGCUAAUUGGAGAAGAGAGCAACUUCUACGGUGAUUUAGUUCAGGGAAACUUCACAGACACUGCAUUUAACACUACAUACAAGACGAUCAUGGGUUUUCAAUGGGCAAUCAAGAAUUGUCACCAAGCUCAAUACAUCGUCUUCCUAGAUGAACGAUUCAAAAUCAACUUAACGAGUACUUUAACGUUUUUGAGAAAUGAAAGCACGCCAAAAUCCCUCUAUAUGGGACAUUUAGUAAAAAGGGAAAAGACGAAUCGAGUUAAAGAAAACAUCCGAUACAUUCCGAAAGAAGAAUACCCUCUUAGGUACCUACCUCCGUUUGUGUCCGGUAAUGCCUUUAUAGUCAGUAUUGACGUAGCUAAAACGCUGGCAUAUCAUUUUGAUUCCGUGAAAAUGAUUCUUCUAGAUGAAGUAUUCCUGGGCCUUGUUGCCAUGUUUAGUGACGUCAUCUUUAUGCAUUCAGAUCUUGUGACGUUAGAAAACUGUGGCGGUUUCAAAGGAAAAUUAGCCUGCAACAUGUUCUUAUCUGUUGAUGACGCACUACACGCCUGGAUGGAGUUUACAAACAGUAAUGUGCGUAUAUAGUAUUAUAAACUCUGUGAUUUGUUGAUAUGUAUCUAUGAUCAUUGAUGUCAUGCAGACGACUUUUUUCUUUGCAUACAUACCCCCCCCCCCCCCCCUUAGCUUUGUUUCACACAUUUUAUGUUUUUGCGUAAGUUGUUAUAUGAACCAGAAAGAAUGGAGAAGGAAAAGGGAAAAGUCUUCCUAUCGACCUGUUUAAGUAAUCUUAGAAGUCUGAAACAAUUACAUUUAUAAUUUUUUUACCUUUUUGUCAAUAAAGUUUUGGGUUUUAUGUCGAUUGUAUUGACGCAUUAGUGUUAUAAUCGGUCACAUACUUAUAAAUUUGUUGUUGUUGUUUUUUUAAGACAAAAACGCUUCGUGUAUUUUCACGUAUUGGUGAUUUAGUGACAAUGAAGAGAAUUGUCAAAUUGGGUAGAUAGAACUGUAGAACGCCUAUAUUACAACCGUUGAUAAACUCUUUAAUUAAGGAAUAAGGAAUCAUUCUUUUAGUAUCAUGAUGUGAUAAUUUUGGUCGGGCGUGUUUAAAUCCAAUAAAGCCCGAAGG
Magallana angulata is the source of this 2049-nucleotide messenger RNA. RefSeq names its product beta-1,3-galactosyltransferase 9-like. The transcript is spliced from 4 exons. Gene Ontology annotation, molecular function: hexosyltransferase activity; UDP-glycosyltransferase activity. NCBI's taxonomy places the organism in Eukaryota, Metazoa, Mollusca, Bivalvia, Ostreida, Ostreidae. The coding region runs from base 489 to 1508 and encodes 339 amino acids. The record is from RefSeq and is a predicted model, not a curated record. Gene Ontology annotation, cellular component: membrane.